AUGGUGAAAGCGGACGUACGGAGGGAUUACUAUGCCGAGCUGGGGCUCGGCCCCAGCGCGGAGGCUGAUGACAUCAAAAAGCAGUUCAGAAGAUUAGCACUCAAAUGCCACCCCGACAGAAACCCUGGCAAGGAACAAGAGUUCAACGCCAAAUUCCAAGCUAUCCAAGCUGCCCACGAGAUCCUCAGUGACCCCCAACAACGUCUGAAAUACGAUACAGAUCGACUACGUGCAGGGUACGGCAAGGUUUACGGCCCUCCAAAGUCAGCUCCCCAGCGCAAACCGCCUCCUCCAACAGCUGCGCCAAAGCCACAGAAGCCGAAAGCACCACCAUAUAGCUCCGCGUGGACUCCGAACGGGGCCUCGACAGGAGCACAACGAUAUUCAGCUCAUGCACGCGCGGGCCCCCAGCAAUGGAAGACGCAAGACGAGGCGCAAACAAGAGCAGACGCGUUUAAAGGAUUCUCGGGCAUGAGGGGAUCUAACCCUUCUUCCAAAUGGCAGUCCUUUGAUCCGCAAACUGGGCGUGCAACACCCACCCCCGGUACUACACCGCGGCAACAGAACGCGCCCUUUGGCGGAGACAGGGAUUUGCCCCCCGGGACCCCUGGUGGAGAUGAACCACCGGCUGCCAAUACGUCAGCCUACACCAGUACUCGAAGUGACCGCCCAAGUAGUAUGUAUUUUGAAUCUGCGCCGCCGCCCACUGCAAAGAAGCCCACUGCCCCCGAGCCGGGCAGGUAUGGCGAUGAUUUUGAACGGGCAAGCAGCCGAUACGCUGCAACGGGAGGCGAGAAAACUUUCUUCUCGAGUGCAGGUCUUGGACGAUCAUCGACUAUGCGUACGCCUUCGGGGUCCUACCGUGCAUCGAAUUCAAAGACUACCCCGCCUAGCCCUGUCUACGCCGAAUCUGGUAGGCACCGUAGCGCAAGCCCAAAGGUCAGGAGGAGACCAGAUAUCUCGCCUGCCUCAUCUACAAGUUCAAGCGAGCCCGACACCGAUGAUGAGAUACUCCGUUCGAAUUCCAGUCAACCUAAACCCAAGGCAGUCCCUAAGAGUCGACUCCGGCCUCAUCAAAAGUUUUCCGACUUCUAUAGAGGUGACGACUCUAGCUCUGGAACCGGUAAGAGCUCUUGUACCCAUUCAGAACGACAAAGCUUUGGUCUAGCGCCAACUCUGCCGCAAAUGAAUUUUCGCACGCGUCCGGUCCUCCGCGGAUUCGAAGACUUAGUCUCUGAUACUGACGACGAUUAUGAAUAUCAAGGACACAAUUCGGACAGUGCUGCCUUUACUCGAGGCUCCAAUCGCCCGCAACAACCGGACCAGCAUCAAGGCUUCUCCACUCGAAAUGACGAGGAAAGACAAACAUUCGAACGACGCAGCUCUAGCGACUUGAACGGUCUGCACAAAAAGUUCUCCGCCGAGGACUGGAGAGAGCACUUCGAAAAGUUUGAUUUCAUGGGAGCCGCCGCUAAAGAAAAGGAAGCACUGCGACGGUCGAGGCAGAACCGUGCAUCAGCACAACCUCACAAUGGGUCGGCUGAAUCAAUGGGAUCAGGUGGCUCUUCCGGGUCCAAUCGUGCCGGCUCCAGCUCUUCCAGCACGCCUCAGCAACCACCUACCCAGUUUGCUCAAGCGAAAUUCUCCGCAGAUCAGUGGUCUGAACAACUACGCUCUAUGUCAUGGAACAUUCCUGAUACUGACCAGAAUCGCCAACCAACGAAUCCCCCGCCGUCUCGCAGCCCAAAGAGACCCACGAGGCCAGCUAGCAAGCUACGAAGCACACCCCAGCAACCAAGCGUAACGGCAGAGGUCGACGAGGAACAUCACACGGUUGAUGGACAUGGUCAGAGCCAAAGCCCUCACGCACCGCCCAACGAACCCAAUCAGCACUCGAUGCAGAAGCGAUGGAUAUUGACGAAGACAUCCCUUUCAUGUCUGGCCCAGUGGCGUCUGGUCCCGACCCCCAGCCGCCAAGCCCAAAACCGCAGCCGUCAACUCAAUCCAACUCCAAGCCGAAGCCAGAGGGUUACCCCCCCCACUUUUGACUUUGACAAUAUCCGCAAAACGGCACCGUUCACCAACACGAACAAUGGAGGCAUCGACGACUUGGCCGAUAUGCAAACCCACCUGCCCUUCGAGUCCCGCGCUCGACGGAACACCACGAGCCAGAUCCGCCCACGCAAGCUCGACGUACCAAAUCCACCCAAGCGCCCCAAGGCACCAUCUCCCGUCCUCUCGCAGCCAGGCUCCAAUAUCUUUGUCUUGCCACGUGACAAGUGGCAAUACUACGUGUCGGCAAUGAGCGCGUACAUGCACGAAUGGAACAAAUUCAAUCAGCGAAUGCUACUCCAUUUCAACACCAGACAAGAGGCAAACGAGACGGGACUUUCACCGGGCUGGAUCAGUGCUGUCGGGGACUCCACCCGUUUACAUAUCAACGGGGAAGACGACACAGAUACCGACAGGAGCGGUGUCCAAGACGCAGACCCGGGCGAGAGCGACGAGCUUGUCCCCAAUGUCCCCAAGGGGGGCUUCAGCGCCUAUCUGCGCGGUAUCGAAGAGGAUAACCAGGUACGCAAGCACUGGGAGGUGGCGUGCGAAGGGCACCGCGAUUGCAUCAUGGAUCUGGGGCGCCUGCGUGAAUGGAUUCGGAAUGGCGGGAAGGUGGUAUAA
Molecule: messenger RNA, 2676 nt
Organism: Penicillium chermesinum
Lineage: Eukaryota; Fungi; Ascomycota; Eurotiomycetes; Eurotiales; Aspergillaceae
Exons: 5
Coding region: 1-2676 (891 amino acids)
Source: RefSeq, a predicted model, not a curated record